Messenger RNA from Microbotryum saponariae, 510 nucleotides. The record is from the annotation of a GenBank genome assembly. NCBI's taxonomy places the organism in Eukaryota, Fungi, Basidiomycota, Microbotryomycetes, Microbotryales, Microbotryaceae.
AUGUCCACCCCCAGCCACGUUGACCCCACCCUGGCGGCCAGCAUCGACAAGCGUAUCCACCUCGAAGUCCAACGUUGUCUCCGUGAGUUCACUACAUCCCCUACACCGGCCACCGAACGUAAACCCGUCGUCUACAACAUCGAUAUUCCAUGUCACCUCUCCACCUGGCCAGCCGACGCUCUACUCUCUGGCGUCGAGACCUUCCGAAUUUGGGACCGCACGUUACAGGACCGCGUUGGCGCCACCAUCUACGAGUACAUCACCACCGGCAACCUCCCCGACCGUGCGGAAGCCAUCGACCACGAGAACGUCGAGAUCUUCGCAGUCCGCGAAGUCUCGGAUGGCGUAGCCGGGAAUGUCCGAAAGUCAUUGCUCACCGUCGAAACCACCCAAAGUCGCACCCAGGCCUACUACAAACACCUUGAUCGGGAGUACAACCCAACGUCGUCACAGUCCACACUCCGUCUUCUGCACUCGUUCUUCAACAUUCCGCGCGCACCUAUGUGUUGA